This is a messenger RNA of Neoarthrinium moseri, 1854 nucleotides long. RefSeq lists its product as uncharacterized. The record is from RefSeq and is a predicted model, not a curated record. Gene Ontology annotation, biological process: homocysteine metabolic process. Bases 1 to 1854 code for a protein of 617 amino acids. The transcript has a single exon. Gene Ontology annotation, cellular component: cytosol. NCBI's taxonomy places the organism in Eukaryota, Fungi, Ascomycota, Sordariomycetes, Amphisphaeriales, Apiosporaceae. Gene Ontology annotation, molecular function: [methionine synthase] reductase (NADPH) activity; flavin adenine dinucleotide binding; FMN binding.
AUGGCUGCACGCAUCGACCAGAUCCUGGUCGAUACGGCCCGUGACUGCACGCCUUGUGCGCCAGGCACCCCUUCCAUCGCCCCGUCCCUCACAUAUUCCGAAGAUUCGGAGGACCAAGAUGAGUUGCCGCAGCCGCCGGAGCCUCACAGGCGGCGCCGUGCUUCGACGCGGCUGAUUUCCCAGAGUGCCGCCGACGUCCAGCGCAUCACCGGCGAGUCUACGACCGAGCUGAUCAACAGAUGCUGCGGCGGCGGCUGCUGCAUGAAGCUAGGCAAGAAGAAGGAGGGACUCGAAUAUGAACGCGUGCCGCUGCCUGACAACGACGCAUUCCGGUCUCUGUGCCUUAAGAUUGAAGAGAUACCCACCAUGCUGUCCAAUGUUGCCGACAUGCCACCGCAGACGGCCUUCCUGAAGCCCAUUCGACGCACUUCGGAGCGGCUACCAUCUCCCACCGACUCGGCCAUCUCCGUGGGCAGCGAAUCCGGCAAAUCAAACAACUCUGCAUCUGCGCUGGUGAAGGACCUCGGGAAGCUUACCUUGGAGGACCUCGACACCACAAUACAGCCGCCUUCUUUCGUCCAGCCACACCCGCCUUACAACGUCUUCCCCGCCAGAAUCCACAACACGCGGGAGCUGACGCGGCCUGGUGCUGAGAAGCGUACCUACCACUUCGACCUGGAUAUCACAGGCUACCCCGAGGAAAACGGCCUUGACUUCAAGGUCGGAGGCGCCAUUGGAGUGUCAGCUCCCAAUGACACCGAGAUGGUUGAAGAAAUUCUCGACCUCCUUGGUGUUCCGCGCUUCUUGCGUGACAAGCCCGUCCUCCUGCAGACCAUGAGUGGACGGUGGCCCACCGUCUGGGGCGAAGAUCAAGGACGGGAGCUCGUCACGACCCGCAGAGACCUACUCACCUGGUGCUCGGACAUCCAGUCUUACCCACCUACCAAGGGGCUCUUGCGGGCCAUGGCAGAGUAUGCCAACGAUCCGAACGAGAAGAAGGUGCUCUUGUACCUGUGCGCCGGUGAGGGACAGGGAGUCUUCUGCGACUUCCGCACUGGCCCUCACGUAUCUCUCGCCCAGUUGCUCCACGCGUUUCCUUCAUCGAAGCCACCCUUGGACCUGGUACUAUCCCUCCUUCAGCCGCUGAUGCCCCGCUUCUACUCUCUGUCUAGCGAUCCGCACGAGAACUUCGAGGUCCGUGACGGGAAACAGCACCGGCUGAUCGAGAUUGCCGUGACGGUCCACGAGACCUCCGACUGGAAGAAGGGGGCGAGGACAGGAGUGGGCUCUGGCUUCUUCGAGCGCCAGUCUCGUAAAUACACCGAACUGCAGCGUGCAGGUCAGCCGGCGCCGCAGAUGUACAUUCCUAUGUUCAAGGGCUUGAUGGCCAACCCUCUCGCAAAGCAGUUCGUGUCCGAUGGCCCGAUGCUCCUUAUUGGAGCUGGCGUCGGCAUCGCUCCGUUCCGAGGCUUUGUGCAGCGUAGAUUGAAGAACGCCAACUGUGCAAACAAGGUAUGGGUUCUUCAGGGCAUCCGCGACUCCCUCGUCGACGAGAUCUAUAGUGGCGAAUGGGGUGUGCACGAGCAAGACGUAAAGCGCAUUGUUGAGAGUCGCCGCGGUGAAGGCAGAUACGUCCAAGAAGAAGUCGCAAACCAGGCAGACCUCGUUUGGUACGUUAUCAACUCGGUUGAUGGCCGUGUCUUUGUCUGCGGUAGCUCCAAGGGUAUGGGCGAGGGUGUCGAAGAAGCCCUGGUGGAAGUUGCCAUGAAGAAGGGCAACCUGGAGCGAGAAGAAGCCCAGAGGUUCUGGGAUCUCAAGAAGGAAGUCGGCCAGUACAUUGCUGAGACUUGGUAG